This is a messenger RNA of Ctenopharyngodon idella (grass carp), 5973 nucleotides long. It is a transcript of the gene map3k22, whose product is annotated as mitogen-activated protein kinase kinase kinase 22. The record is from RefSeq and is a predicted model, not a curated record. Gene Ontology annotation, molecular function: ATP binding; protein kinase activity; protein binding. The transcript has 18 exons. Gene Ontology annotation, biological process: protein phosphorylation. The coding region runs from base 795 to 2669 and encodes 624 amino acids. NCBI's taxonomy places the organism in Eukaryota, Metazoa, Chordata, Actinopteri, Cypriniformes, Xenocyprididae.
UGCCACAGAUGUUUGACGUAUUUUCUAACCUCAUAUAAAAUUAAUCAUAUUGGAUAAUAUUGGAAACAUCAUAUAAAUGACAGUAGUGCUAUAAAAUAAAUCUGCUGUAAUAAUUUAGUUUGACCUCCUGAUUGAUAUUAUCUACACCCACCUACUUUUACUGUCCAUUUGUUAAAUUUUUUUUUAUUUUUUAGUAGUUUCAGACCUGUCUCCCUAUUUUUAUAGCCAUUUCGUCGACAGACAAUUCGUUAACCACAGUCGGACGAGGGCGCCAGAAUCUCACGCGCACCCCCAAGCCCUCUGUAGCACGCGCGUCAUCGCUUCCUGAGGCUGACAUUACACACUCGCUCCUCCGUGGAAAAACUCGGCGUCAGUCAAUGUUUGCAGAGAGGAAACUUUCUUCCUUUGACGGCGCGCAGUCGACGAGAUUUGCAGCUUUCUCGAGCACACACCGCUCCAUCUAUUUGGAUUACUGGCAUCUGCGACUCCAAAAAACAUAAACCGCAAAGCUUUUCGGAAGGUGGAUUUGUGCGGUUCUCCUUAAUUUGUGCGUGUCAACUGUAUUCAAGUGCGCGCGGCUUCCGGAUAUAUCACUGUUUUUACUGUAUCACUCGCACAAGAGAAUUUUCGUCUUCACGGCGUUUAAACCCAGUGAAUUGCUAGCUUUGAAUCGCAGCUUGGUUUAAUUUGUCUUAAGUGUCAGCUCCAGCAUGAAGAUAGCCACGUAAGAGUGGAGAUUUUCCCUGAUGAAAGGAGUCGAGCAUUCAGCUCGAGUUCACUAGGGUCACUUCCUGAUGAUGACAGUAAACAUGGAUGGCGGUCUCCAAAAUGGACCUGGACAGCACAAGAACUCACAAGAUGAUGAAGAGGCACUCACCUCCAUAAUGAAGGACCUGGCAGCUUUACGGUUCUGUUACCAGUUCAAGAGCAGCAACACCAACAAGCCCAAGAGCAGAACCCCAUCCUACAGACAGGAUUUACGGGUGAAGCUGGAGCAUGAGCGAGAAAAACGAAUCAUUCCGUUCCAAAGGCCACUGAAGUUCAAGGAUCUGCUUCAGAAGGUGAUGGAGGCUUUCGGGCAGCAAAUGGAUCUAUACUACACUGAUAAAGAGACUUUGGUGGCUCUGAAGUGUCAGGAGGAUUUGGACCGAGCAGUUCAGGGAUUGAGCUCCAGCUCUGGAAUCAACAAUCUGCUGAGAGUGAUUCUGAAAACACCUCCCAACAACCAAUUCCUUCAAGUGAGCGGCCAAGACAAGCAGAGCGAGAUGAGGUCAUCCAGGUCCCUGGGAGAUCUCAAAGCCUCGGUUCUCAAAGGCUCUGAACGAGUGCGCAAACACUCUACAGGAUCUCUGAACACGGGCCGCACCUCACCCCCACCGGGCAGCGUACCAGAAGAGCAGCAGCAGAUCGCUCGGCAGGGGUCCUACACCAGCAUCCACAGUGAAGGAGAGUUCAUUCCAGAAACGCUCGACUCCAAUAUUAUGGAGCCAUUCGGGAGUGCUGAUGGGUCGCUUUCCAGCAGCUGUCAGUCACUGGACCAAGCACUGGACAGCCCGCCAUUCUCCCAGAGCAACCGGGACAACAAUUACCUGAACCUCAACUAUGAAUACAAAGGACGUCAUGGGAAACACGGGACCUUCCCUCGGCAGUUCCACGUGUCCAGUCGCAGUAAAGACUACGGUGACGGUCGGAGGACUUUCCCUCGAAGCUUUAUGCCUCAAGAGAACCUGUUUCAGCUGGUCCCGUCCAGCCGUACACGCAGCUAUAAUGGGGAAAGCACUUUGCUGUACAGUGGAGAUCUGCACACCAUCAGCUGGACUGAGAAAAACUGCCAACGCAACAGUCCUAAAUCCCCAAGGGCUCCGGUAAACUGGCGUCAGGGGAAACUGCUCGGUCGGGGCGCUUUCGGCGAGGUCUACCUCUGCUACGACGUUGACACGGGACGUGAGCUGGCGGCCAAGCAGGUGCCCUUUGACCCUGACUGUCAGGAGACCAGCAAGGAAGUAAAUGCACUGGAGUGUGAGAUUCAGCUGUUGAAGAACCUGCGUCACGAGCGUAUAGUGCAGUACUACGGCUGCUUGCGUGAUCCAGUGCAGAGAAAACUGUCCAUCUUUGUGGAAUUCAUGCCUGGGGGCUCUAUUAAAGACCAACUGAAGGCAUAUGGAGCGCUGACUGAAAAAGUCACCCGCAGAUACACCCGCCAGAUCCUACAGGGAGUCCACUAUUUGCACAGCAACAUGAUCGUACACAGAGACAUCAAAGGCGCAAACAUUCUGAGGGACUCCUCUGGAAAUGUGAAGCUGGGAGAUUUUGGGGCUAGCAAGCGCAUUCAGACCAUCUGCAUGUCCGGGACGGGAAUCAAAUCGGUCACCGGCACCCCCUACUGGAUGAGCCCGGAAGUCAUUAAUGGAGAAGGAUACGGACGCAAAGCAGAUAUUUGGAGUGUUGCCUGCACGGUCGUAGAGAUGCUAACUCAGAAGCCCCCGUGGGCUGAAUAUGAAGCAAUGGCAGCCAUUUUCAAGAUCGCAACCCAGCCGACCAAGCCAAACCUGCCUGAGGGUGUGUCCGACGCAUGCAGGGACUUGCUGCGGCAGAUCUUUGUGGAAGAGAAAUGGCGACCCACUGCUGAGGGGCUUCUCAGUCACCCCUUUGUCCAGGGCAGCUUUUGAUCUUGGAUCUCUGGAAUCCCCAGGGAAAACCCCACACCUGUCCGCGAACAAUCACCACUCUGCCUUCCAGGGUCCGGAGAAACCCACCAACCAGCCAACUAAGAACAAACUUGACCAUAAAGAGAGGAUGUGUAUUUCAGAUCUCCUCAAUGCAGCUUGAAAAAUAUCAUGUGAAGAGGGAAACUAUGGAUGGAAAAAACUAAUAGCACUUCCCGUAUUGUUAAUCAGAAUUAUGCAUAGCUCUGUCCCAAAUGAUGCACUUGUUCCCUUUUGCUGAAUGGACCCUUUUCACAUUUUCGGGGUUUUCAGAAGCGGAAGUCGUCAGAUAAACAGUUUGAACUAAACUUCUUUAGUGGUGAUAGCAAAUACAGUGUUUGUAUUCCAAUUUCUUCCAAAAGCAAAAGAAAAAAUCCAAGAUGGUGUUUCCACGACUUCCCAAAUGAGGGAAAAAUAUUGAGAGAUUGAUUUUGUUGGUCAGAAAAGAGAAUGAUGUCAAAAUUGCCGUCACACCACUGUAUUAGAAACGCUCUCACAGCAGUGUUAAUUCAUAACAUUUUUUUGUAAUUUACUGCCAAGGUAAUAUAACACAAAGUACAGUAUGCUGUAAAUGUAUUUUUUUUAAAUGAAAAUAUGAAAAACUUUACUAAAUUUGCGAUGUUGAUAACGUGUCAUCACAGUCACAGUCGUUCACUGCACGCUAUUACCCAACAUCCCUUGCGACAAAGUAUUGAUACUUUAAAGGAUGGUGAGAGCGGAGAGUGGGUCAAUGACAUUACGCUGUUUUCUUGUCCAGAUCUAUUAAUUUAUUCAAAAAUAAUCAUAAUGAAGAAAAAGUCUCAUUGAAAUGAGUAUACCCAUAUUGUUAUUUUUGAUUAACAUCACAAUCACAAAUAAUGACGUAUUUAAGGUGCAAGGAAAAUAUAUUAUUUUUUACUUGAUGGUUUCACCACAUUACAUUUUUAUAGUCAUUCAAUUUCUUGAAAAUGGUAUAAGUUUUUUUAAAACCAUAUGUAACCAGCAUGAAUAUACAAGAAUACUUUUCUGAAAAUGUAAGUUUUUAAACUACAUUUUUAAAGAUUUUUACAUUUCUUUAUAUGGACACUUGUAUUUGUCAUUGACCCCGGUGUAGGAUGACUGGGACAGUCACGUAAUUGGGAGCUUUGUCCCGCGUCCUUUUUCCCGCUGACGACGACUGUGUGGACGGAGCAAAAGAACCAAUGUGGUAAUCAUUAAAUAUAGCUACACCAGCCAGGACGUCUUCUAGACACGUACUGGAUAACAUCCUUAUUAAACCUUCCAGAUCCAACCAAAAAAAUAGUUCAAGACGCACUGAAUCCGGUAAAACGCAUUUGUUUGCAUAGUCUAAUUAAGGAAAUUUAUUUUAAUAUAAAAUGUGAUUUUUACCUGUUAUUCAGUUCAUUAUAUUUAGUAGACUGAAUAGGUCUCGUAGGGUAAAUUACAUUGUAUCACUUGAACCUGGGCAAAUUGAGUGCCAGUCACAAUUAACAAAGCUUGUUGGUGAUUUAAAACAUUAUCAUCCAAAGUGAUGGCAAAUAGGCUUUCCAACUAAUGUAAAUUAAUAUUUACAUUGUACAACAGUGGUAAAUUUAUCUCUCCCGCAUUGUUCCACAAAAACACAUCUACUGUCCAGCAAUAACCAGGUGGUCACCCUACCCCGGUGCCAUUUGGGACAGAGCCUGUGUCUAGGGAUUGAACCAGCUUUGCUAGGAUGCUACAAUACAUCCAAAGUGCCAACACUUAGUAUACUGGCACAGAUUGGCACAUAAUGUGUCACUGGUCAAAAAUACAAUAGCAUAGUUUACAUGCAUUACUGCCGGUUGACAUUAUCGGAUCCCCCGAUGCACUUGAAACCAGCCCAAGCGCUCUGAUGCGUUACUACAGGGGUUGCUGAACAAAUCACACAUGGCCUGAAUUUGGCACAAAUGUAUUAGAGUGUCAUUUUAAGGUGGCGAGAGUUAAACGUGGUCUUUUGUAUAACAGAAUUCGUUCGGUCAUAAAAGAGAGUUGAUUUUGGUUAUGGCUCAUGUACCUCUGGGUCCAAUCCUGAGUGUCAUAGAAAAGACCUCAUGGAGCAAAUAUAAUGAUAGAUGUACUGUACAAUACUCGUUGGAGUAAUUUUUGUUAAGAUUACUGUGUUUGAUGGUUAGAAUCUAACCAAAUAAGAGUGACACAGAAUAAGACGUAUGCAACCACCAAAGUGGUACAGUAUGAGACAGAGAAAUGUGUCAUUUUUUCAUGUCUUUUCAGCUAAUGAAGACUGUAUAAACACGUCUUUUUUUAUAUUAUGUAAAGUUUUACUUAAAGCACUCUUUACCCAGAGUUAAUCACUGUAAAUACAUUCCCAUUGCACUCUUGGACUCAUGCAUAGAGCACAUAGGAUAAUCAGCUGAGAUUUAAUGAAUAUUUUUAUACUUUUUUUUUUUUUUUUUUUUUUUAAUUCACGUUUGGAAUGAUGAUACCGAACUUUUUGUAUUAUAAUAAAAAUUACCCUAAAGUGUCAAAGCAAUAUUUAGAGAAGACUACUACGGCUGGUGUGUUAGCAUUCUUGUACUGUUCGCUCAGUCAAAAACAACCAAAGAGUAAUAUGCUUGAAAUAUGAAUUUGGACACUGUUCAGUGUUGCUGAAACAGUCGCUGUCUUGAUUUGUAACCUACAAUAGUGAGCUUCUUUCUUUUGUCAGCUCAAAACAUGCAAACUUUUUUGUUGUCAUCAUUAUAUCAUGAAUAUGGACACAAUGUAUCAAAAAUGUUAAAUGUACAUUGUUUUAAAUGGCAUAUUAUUUUGAUUUUGUUUGAAUGUUAAACUUUAAACACUUGAUACUAUGAUUGCUGUUUUUGUUUUGAACUCGAGAAAUACACCAGCAGCAAUUUUUGUUGCAAUAGUGCCUUCUCUGAUGCCCUUAUUCUGAGAGGUCAGUCAUUUUAAAAACAUUUAACGGUGGAAUGUGUUUUCUGAUGUCCUUCAGAUGGUUUCAGUAUCACACAGUGAUGCUGUCAAAGACACUUUGAUGCUGAAGGUCUUUUACUGAAGAUGAUUGUAUUGUAAAUAGAUACUGUAUCAAGCUGUCAUAAUGUUUCAUUAUAUACAAAAUACCUUAGUCACAGUAUAUUAUGAUUGUGGAGAGGUCUGGGUUUCAGAUGAUCUCAGCUGAGAGUGAACCAGACCACACUGGUUUUUGAGGGGCUAAGAAUGGACAAUUCGGUGCUGCCUUGAUGAAAAAGCCUGAAAACAUUUAUCAGUGAUUUUGUACAUUUGAAUAAAUAAAUUUAUUGUCUAUAACCAG